AUGUUGCUGCUUCCAGUCCUUCUUGCAACUUCAUUGUGGUCCUGUGGAGACGCGCAGGCAGUGCCAGUGCAAACCCCGGAGCUGCAGAGGCAGGUGAAGGGCAGCUCUGCCAGCAUGGCGUGCCAAAUGAGCGCUGAAGCCACUGUGCACUGGUACAAGCAGCUUCCCGGAGAGCCGCUGAAGAGGAUACUGUACGUGUCGGGACAGACACCUUUAUUUGAUGACAGAGACGGUGCAAGGAGAUUUCAAGUUCGGAAACAUCCUACUGAGCCUCUCUAUGGUUUAACGAUAGUUAAUUUAACCCGGAGGGAUUCUGGCACUUACUACUGUGCAUAUUGGUUUUAUGGCAGCAUCACAGCAUUAGAUGGUUAUUACAACGAAGUGUUUGGCUCCGGUACAAAAGUCAUUGUGUCAGACAAAGGAAUAUCUCCACCGGCAAAUUUUGAAAUCCUACAGAAGAAACAUGAAAAUCAGAUAACGUAUGUUUGCCUUAUUGAGAAAUUCUACCCAGAAGUUAUUCGGGUGACAUGGACCGAUGGAAAAAAUGAGGUAACAGACAACGUAGUAAAAGGAGACAUUUGGAAACCCACAGAAGAGGAUAAAUACUCAAUCGGCAGCUGGUUAACUGUACCACUGGAGAACAAAGACAAGAUCUAUCACUGCAAAUAUGAGCAUGAAAGCGGACAGCCAUUACUGUCGACAGAAGAUUCUACAAAGACUGUUCCUCAGGAAGAGGUCUGCAGCACAUAUCCUGGAAACAGCACAGUUUUUAAUAGAGAUCACUUAAUGCACAGGGCAGCACAUUUAGUGUACCUCGUCCUUCUUCUGAAGAGCUUCAUGUACUAUCUCAUCGUACUCUUCUUCAUCUACAGAAUGUGGGCUCCAACCAAGCACCAAGGAAAGAAAGCAUAAAUGCCGGUUUAGGAAAGGCUUACAAAAUUGUCUUCAAUUUGCUUUGCUAUAUAUUUACCCAUAUAGACUCCCCUGCUCUCAGUGUUAGAUGUAACAACAAAAAAAAAAUCCAAAAAUAAUUUUCUAGCAUUAGUGCAUAGGGCUUGUUUUGCU
Aptenodytes forsteri (emperor penguin) is the source of this 1065-nucleotide messenger RNA. RefSeq lists its product as uncharacterized. The coding region runs from base 1 to 912 and encodes 303 amino acids. The record is from RefSeq and is a predicted model, not a curated record. The transcript has 6 exons. NCBI's taxonomy places the organism in Eukaryota, Metazoa, Chordata, Aves, Sphenisciformes, Spheniscidae.